Messenger RNA from Vitis riparia (riverbank grape), 1431 nucleotides. Its product is annotated as disease resistance protein RPV1-like. The record is from RefSeq and is a predicted model, not a curated record. The transcript has 3 exons. The coding region runs from base 1 to 1431 and encodes 476 amino acids. NCBI's taxonomy places the organism in Eukaryota, Viridiplantae, Streptophyta, Magnoliopsida, Vitales, Vitaceae. Gene Ontology annotation, molecular function: protein binding.
AUGGAAAGGAUGACUGAACUUCGGUUGCUCAAAAUUUUCUUGGGUUCUGAAGUUGUUUCUGGUGAAGAGGAUUACAAAGUGUACGUUUCUAGUGAUUUUGAAUUUCCUUCAUGGGAUUUAUGCUAUCUCUAUUGGCAUGGGUACUUUUUGAAUUCUUUACCAUCAAAUUUUGAGGCUGAGAAACUUGUGGAACUCAACAUGCCAUACAGCAACAUAACAAAUUUUGGGGAAGGGAAUAUGGUUCAGUUUUCCAAACUAACAGCCGUCAUUCUCAGUCACUCUAAAAACCUCAUAAAAGUCUCAAACUUUUCCAGCACCCCAAAUUUGGAGAAACUAAUUCUUGAAGGUUGUAUAAGAUUGCGCGAGAUUGACCCAUCUAUUGGAGAUCUGAGAAGGCUUAGUUUGUUAGAUUUGAAAGAGUGCAAGUCACUGGGUAGUCUUCCAGACAGCAUCUGCAACUUGAAAUCUCUUAAAACUCUUUAUCUUAGUGGCUGUUCAGAACUCAACUGUUUGCCCGAAGACUUGGGAAACAUGCAACAUCUAACUGAGCUUUAUGCAAAUAGAACAGCUACAGGAGCGCCCCCUCCUGUAAUUGGUCGUUUAAGAGAACUUCAAAUACUAUCCUUUAGUGGAUGUACAGGAGGAAGAGCUUACCCAUCAUUGUUUUCUUUAUCAGGUUUAUCCCUCUUGAGGGCAUUAGAUCUAAGUGAUUGUUAUUGGUGGGAUGCAAAAAUACCCGAUGAUUUUUGGGGCUUAUAUUCAUUGGAAAAGUUAAAUCUGAGUGGAAACCGUUUUACUAUGGUGCCACGGAGAAUCACAGAUUCAAAGCUAAAAGUUCUUGUGUUGGGGCGUUGCAAGAGGCUCAAAGAAAUUCCGGAAUUUCCACGAAGUCUAGAAGAACUAGAUGCACACGAAUGCGUAUCCCUGCAAACUUCCUUGGCUUCAUCAAGUGAUGUUGUGGAAGGGGCCUCACGGAUGUCGCUGCACAAAACUAUAUUAAAGAGGAUUCAGGACCACGCUCCAAAGAGUGAGUUCUGUAUUCUUAUUCCUGGAGAUGGAAUUCCUGAAUGGUUUGAACAUCAGGAAAUGGGAUCUUCACUAACAAUGGAGCUGCCUUCAGAUUGGUACGACCGUGACAACUUCCUGGGAUUUUAUGUAUGCUUUGUCUUUGCUUUCAUGGAUCAACUGCCUCAGAUCCACGACGAGAUAUUAUGUCAGUUGAACAAUUUUUCAUUUUUCUAUCCCUACUGGGACAAGUGGAGUGGUGAGCAUUCAUCAAAGGGUCCCCACAUGUGGUUGGCAUAUCAACCACGCUCUGGAAUCGAUAUUUGCCACCCAGAGGCAUGGAAUAGCAUUCGGGCUUCCUUUGAACUGUCUGGUGUGACUGAUGCGUGGUCGAUAAAGUGUGGCAUUGAUCUUAUCUACAAAUGA